AUGUUCAACCAAGAGUUUUCAUUUCCAGCAAAGAAAGUACCAUCAUCAACUCAUGAAUCUCCGAGUAUUGACAAUGAGCAACAGCAACCAUUCGAGAAACCUGUAAGGAUGGAAAAACCACCCAUUCAAAAUGAUAUUGAAGAUUAUGGCCUUAUUGGAAAUUGCCACACAGCUUGCCUUGUUGGUAUGAGAGGAUCCAUCGAUUAUUGUUGCUUUCCACAAUUCGAUUCUCCUCCAAUCUUUUCCAAACUCAUUAGUAAUCAACCUGCAGAGACUUGUGGAUUCUUUUCCAUUCAUCCAAUGCGUAUUGAAGAUACCACGAAUAAGCAACAUUACUUUCCCGAUUCUAAUGUAUUGGUCACCAAGUUCUUGUUGAGUGAAGGUGUUGGUCAAUUGGUUGAUUUGAUGCCUAUUUGGUCUGAUAGUGGUGUUCAUCCACAACAAACCGAAACGAUGAAUGAAUCAUCAACAAACUGCUCAACAAUUGAAACUUGUUGUCCUAUUACAAAACUCUUCAAUUUGUAUCACGGCUUCCAUAGACAAUUAGUGAAAACCAAUAGUUCACAGUAUAGAAAUUGCAUUAUUAGAAGGUUGGAAAUUGUGCAUGGAAAGAUUGAGUUUCAAAUUGUUUGUAAACCAAUAUUCAAAUAUGGAGCAGAGAAACCUCAUGUUGAGAUAUGCUCAAACAAGAAGAGUGUCGUCUUUUCAUGUUCUGACCAGGCCAUUAUUCUUGAAUCUAAUAGACCAUGCUUCGAAAGCAUAGAUGAAAAGGGAGCAGUCAUUGGUUUGAUUGAAAUGAGUGAAAUUGAUCCAGAGAAGAGUUGUGUAUUCUGUCUGAGAUAUUUAGAACAGGGAGAUAUGAAGGGAAAUCAUGAUUGUCAGACCUUAUUGGAUGAAAUGUGCAUUAAUGAAGAUUUGAUGCUUAUCACCAAUGAUCUCACUAUUAAGACCAUUAAUUAUUGGCAAAAGUACAUUUGUAAUAGUAAUUACCAAGGAAUUUUCAGAGAGAUGGUCAAUAGAUCACUUCUAGCUCUCAAACUUUUAAUGUUCAACGAGACAGGAGCUAUAAUUUCAUCUCCAACAACAUCACUUCCCAAGUCAAUUGGUGGUAAUAGAAAUUAUGAUUAUAGAUUUUGCUGGAUAAGAGAUGCCACCUUCUCAGUUAAUGCUUUCCUCAAGACUGGAAUGAUUGAAGAUGCUGCAAAAAUUGUUGGAUUUAUUGAAAAGACAUUUGAUUCUGAAAAAUCAGAUUCCAAACCACUUUCCAAUAUUUACACAAUUAUGGGAAAGAAAUUGAGCGGUUCCAUUCAAGAAAUCUCCAAGUUUAGUGGUUUCAAGCAAAGUAUGCCUGUACGUGUUGGAAACAUGGCUUCCAAUGCAAUAGAAUUGGAUAUUUAUGGUGAACUGUUGGAUUCAAUCUAUAACUUUGACAUUGUCAGACCAAUUUCUUACAACUUUUGGAUUAAGUUGAAAGAUGUAGUUGAAUUUGUAAUUGAAAAUUGGAGAAAUCCGGAUCAUUCCAUUUGGGAAAAGAGCAAUAAUAAGUGUCACUUUGUAUAUUCCAAAGUCAUGUCAUGGUGUUGUUUGGACAGAGCAUUGAGAUUGGCUGAUAGAAGAAGUUUCCCUGCUCCAAAUGAUAGAUGGCUCAAAAUAAGAAAUGAAAUCUAUGAGGAUGUAAUGAAGAAUGGAUACAAUGAAAAGAUGAACACCUUUGUACAAUCCUAUGGUUCUGAAGUUCUUGAUGUUUCUCUCCUUAUUAUGCCAAUUAUUGAUUUUCUUCCAAUUUCAGAUCCAAGAAUGGUCAACACUAUCAAUGCAAUCAAUAAGAAACCAAAAGAAGGUGGAUUAGUUACCUCAUCCCUUGUCUACAGAACCAGUGAUCAUCACAAGAGUGAAAAGUCAGCCACAGAGGGCACUUAUAAUAUGCUCACUUUUUGGCUAUUGAGAGUUUUGGCCAUGAUGAGUGAUUAUGACAAUAACAAGCUCAGACAAGCCCAACUCAUGUUCGAACAAAUAUCCACCUUUAGUAAUCAUGUCGAUCUCUAUAGUGAAUUGACCUCCUUUAGUGGUCUCAUGUUGGGUAAUUUUAUCCAUUCCAAUACUCAUAGCUCACUCAUUGUAGCAGCUGUUGAAUUGGCCAAAAGAAUUGACAAUACAAACCUCUAACUACUCUCAAAAACGAUUCCCAACUCUAUUGAAAAUUCAAGAUCUCAACAUCACCAGACCUUCAAAGUUAGUUUCUAAAAAGUUGUACAAUAAAAAAAUCCUU
This is a messenger RNA of Naegleria gruberi, 2269 nucleotides long. Its product is annotated as glycoside hydrolase. Gene Ontology annotation, biological process: carbohydrate metabolic process. Bases 1 to 2166 code for a protein of 721 amino acids. NCBI's taxonomy places the organism in Eukaryota, Heterolobosea, Eutetramitea, Acrasida, Naegleriidae. Gene Ontology annotation, molecular function: hydrolase activity, hydrolyzing O-glycosyl compounds. The transcript has a single exon. The record is from RefSeq and is a predicted model, not a curated record.